Miniopterus natalensis is the source of this 879-nucleotide messenger RNA. Lineage: Eukaryota; Metazoa; Chordata; Mammalia; Chiroptera; Miniopteridae. The record is from RefSeq and is a predicted model, not a curated record.
AUGGCCGAGGGUGGCGUUGUCCUUGAAGGGCCCGGACCUUCGCCCGCGGCCCCCCCUGCUGCGGGACAUGGGGAGGAGCCGGGACAUGGGGAGGAGCCUCCGCGCCCCGCCCCGCCCCCCUACGGUCCCGAUCACAUGCUGAAGGGCGACGCGGGGCCCUGUGGCCAACCUCGCGCUCCGCUGCGACGCCCCUUCAAUGGGCCGACUGACCUGGCCGUGGAGCAACCGCCGUCCCCCCGGAAGAGAAGACCGUACCUUGGGGUGGACACUUCGAUGGACCCCAAAGUCCCCUUUGGGCCAGUACCUGCUGUUGCAAAAGCGUCCCUCGCGACGCCCCAAGGAAAGGGCCCCGAGCGGCUGGCCGGCUGGAGGCAGCGAGGAAUUGAUUCUAUUAAUGUGCUCCAAGAGUCUUCCCGCAGCCCUGCGUCCCUGAAGACAGGGGGGCCCAGGUUCCGCAGUGGGGACGCCGAGAGAGGUGGCGGCAAUGCGAGGUUCCGUGUGCCUUUGCUGCAAGGUCAAGGCCCCUUUCCGCUCAAAGGCCCGCACGCGAGAGGGCCCCCGCGCGGCCCCUCCGGUCGAUGGAAGAGGGCGGAGCAGCCCCCCGAGAACUGGCGGAUGGCCCGCAAGGAAGGGAGGNCUCCUGUCUCUCUCCCACUGGCGGGCCCGCAGCGCCUCGGGGAGAGCUGGCGAAGGCCCGUCACCGCGCCGCCCUGCAGAAUCCCGGCUUUGCUCUCGGCCGCUGCUCUGCCUUCCCAGAUGUUCCGCCCCCCGCCCUCCUCCGCCUUCCCCUGCUGCCAGCUUCCCUGUCCCCGGGCGUGCCCCCUCCUGAGCCCUCCGAAGGAACACGUAAAGAAAGGGUGGGGGGAAAUAAAAAGUUGA